AUGGAGCGGCGCUCGAGGCCGAACCAGGAUGCGCUGCCAGGGAUGCCGACCUAUCACGGGCUCUCCAUUGCGCACACACAGCAGCAGCAGCAGCAGCAGCACCCUCCCCUCUACGCUGCGCAGUAUUCGGUGGACAUGGGCCAGUCGCCGGUCGGCGCCAUGCAGCGAAUUCACUCCUCGCCUCAGCAGCAGCAGCAGCAGCAACAGCAGCAGCAGCCUCACAUGAUUCAGUCCGGGCAGUUGCUCAGUCAACAGCAGAUGAUGAUGCCAACAAACCAGCCACCGCAAAUCCAUAUGCCACCAUGUGUGGCGGCAGCGCAAAGUACGAUGCUGCAAACGCAUGCAAGUCAGAUGAUGGCAGCUAGGCAGAUGUCACCGCAACAGCAAAUGGCACCACCUCAGAUUGUGGUCACUUCAAUGGGUCAACCGCAGCAACAACAAAUGCUCUCGACUAUGGCUGCGCCGAUGCAAUCAGUCCCGAUGACCGCCCCGACACCGCAUCUGGCACCACAACACCAGCCACCGUUACCUCAACAGCAGCAGCAACAGCAACAGCAGCAGAUGAUGCAGUCAGCCCAGAUGAUGCAGCAGCAAGGCCAAGCACCGUUGAAUGCGCAGCAAACAAUCGCACAUGGCCGAUGCUUUGCGCAUCCAAACCGCCCACCAAUGCAACGUUCAGCAAGUACACCUCGCGUUGUUGGACAGUCAUCGGCAAUACGACAGGCCCUAGGUCACCUCCCGCCAGUUCAACCUGCAGCAACUCUACAUUCCGAUCAGCAGCCUCGCAGUAGCACGAAAUUACUUGAUAAGGAAGCUAUAGAUGCUCUUGUGAAAGCUGUGGAUCCAAUGGAAGCAGUGGAAGAUGAUGUGUCGGAUGUGCUUGUGCAGUUAAUUGAGGAAUUCGUUGAUGACCUCAUUCAGUAUUCGGCACGCCUCACAAAGAAUUCGCCAAAAAUUGAGGCAAAAGAUGUGCAGUUCACGCUGCAGAGGAAAUACAAGAUGAAUUCGCCAAAAAUCGAGGCAAAAGAUGUGCAGUUCACACUGCAGAGGAAAUACAAGAUGUUUUUGUCGCCAAAUCCUGGUUCCCAGGUGGGCGAUCCGAAUGCGCAUGCGAAAUCUCCGGCAACCGAGGCACAUCGUCAGCGCAUGGCUCUCAUAAAAAAAGUUAUACAAAAACCAUGA
Messenger RNA from Gongylonema pulchrum, 1182 nucleotides. The record is from the annotation of a GenBank genome assembly. Lineage: Eukaryota; Metazoa; Nematoda; Chromadorea; Rhabditida; Gongylonematidae.